GGGGCGAGGACAGGACAGGACAGGAGAGGAGAGGAGUCGAGUCGAGUCUGAGUGCAGGUGGAUCUCACAGUAACAGCGUAAAGUGUAUAGCAACUUAACCUGCCGAUAAAGAGAGAGAGAGUUUAAAAACAACACCAAAAAGCCUCCGAAUUGUGCCGUCCCGCAAGAAUUCCACUCAAGACAAAAAAAAAUGAUGUCCCACAUGAAAAGUACCACAGUGAGCCAUGUCCAAAGCCACAGCGUAACCCAGGCAGAAGAAACGGUGCAUUAUAACCACAACUAUGAGAGCGAGAUGGAAGAGUACAUGAUGCAGGAGGAAGACUGGGAUAGAGACCUCCUGCUGGACCCUGCCUGGGAGAAGCAGCAGAGAAAGACUUUUACUGCUUGGUGCAAUUCGCAUUUGCGGAAAGCUGGUACACAAAUUGAAAACAUUGAAGAUGACUUCCGAAAUGGACUUAAACUUAUGCUGCUUUUGGAAGUUAUUUCAGGUGAGCGACUGCCAAAGCCAGAUCAGGGCAAGAUGCGUUUCCAUAAAAUUGCAAAUGUUAACAAAGCAUUGGAUUACAUUUCCAGCAAAGGAGUAAAGCUUGUAUCAAUUGGUGCUGAAGAAAUAGUAGAUGGGAAUGUGAAGAUGACUUUGGGUAUGAUUUGGACCAUCAUCCUUCGUUUUGCGAUUCAUGACAUAUCUGUGGAGGAAACAUCUGCUAAAGAAGGUUUGCUGUUAUGGUGCCAGAGAAAGACUGCUCCCUAUAGGAACGUAAAUGUGCAGAAUUUCCAUACAAGGCAAGUUCAGGAGAUAUACAUGCAAUUUAUAUAA
Molecule: messenger RNA, 817 nt
Organism: Rhincodon typus (whale shark)
Lineage: Eukaryota; Metazoa; Chordata; Chondrichthyes; Orectolobiformes; Rhincodontidae
Product: alpha-actinin-2-like
Exons: 5
Coding region: 191-817 (208 amino acids)
Biological process (GO): muscle cell development; actin cytoskeleton organization
Cellular component (GO): cell projection; Z disc; cortical actin cytoskeleton
Molecular function (GO): actin filament binding
Source: RefSeq, a predicted model, not a curated record